AAUCAGAAAAAAAAAAGUAAUAUUAGUAGCCUCUACCGGAAGUGUGUUUGUUGACGAUUCUGUCGGAAGCGGAAAAAGGCAGCAGUUAGCAUUAGCCGAGUCAAACCUUACACGUCACUGAUACAGUAGGAUGCGUCCACCAUGUCGCUUAAGGACAUGCUGCAGGAGAGAAUCGGCGUGGCCAAAGCCUUGUGUCAAAGGGCCGAGCAGCUGAGUCCCACCGUGGAAGGUCGAGGCAAGUUGUGCAGCAAACUGCGAGCCGAGCUGCGUUUCCUGAGGCGAGUGGAAAGCGGCGAGCUGUUCGUUAAAGAGUCACAUUUGCACAGCACCAACCUGACCCACCUGACCGCCAUCGUGGAGUCUGCCGAGAGCCUUGAGGACGUAGUUGCUGUGUUGCACGUCUUCUCCUACCAGGACGCUGCUGGCCGCAAGCAGACUCUGGUGGUGGACGUGGUAGCCAAUGGUGGGCACACCUGGGUCAAGGCGGUGGGCAGAAAGGCCGAGGCCCUACACAACAUCUGGCAGGGACGGGGCCAGUAUGGCAUCAAGAGCAUCAUCCGGCAGGCGGAGGACUUUGUGGAGGCAAGCCACCAACAGCCUGUCCAAUACCUCCACCCCCAUGUCGUCUUCGCCUUUUACAAUGGUGUCUCCAGCCCCAUGGCCGAACGCCUAAAGGACAUGGGCGUGUCUGUCCGCGGGGACAUUGUAGCCGUAAACACAGUCCCGACAGAGGACGAGUGUGGGGGUGAGGACAAUGAGCAACACAGUGAGGAGGAAGAGGAUGAGUCCGAGCUAACCAGAGUGGAUCGCGGCACCGUGGUGGCCAGCCUGGCAUUCCCUACGCAGGUCCACAUCGAGGAGUGUCCCCGCGUCAACCUGGACAUAACCACACUCAUCGCUUAUGUUUCUUCUCUGAGUCAUGGCCGCUGUCACUUUACCUUCAGGGAGCACGUUUUGACCGAGCAGGCGGCUCAGGAGCGCCGCCAGCAGGUUUUACCACACCUUGAUGCCUUUAUGGCAGGAAAGGAGUUGUACGCUUGCCGCGCCGCUGUUCAGGACUUCCAGCUCAUCCUGGACACACUGGGCGGGCCCGGCGAGAAGGAGCGCGCUAGUCAGCUGCUGGCCCGCCUCCACUUGGUGGACGACAGCCCUUCAGAGCGGGCUCUGGGCCUCACGCCGAGUGCCAAAGUGAACCGCCGCUCCCUCUUGAUUUUUGGCACUGGUGACUCAAUACAAGCGGUCACCAUGACGGCAAACAGUCGCUUUGUCAGGGCAGCGGCCAAUCAGGGCGUACGAUUCAGUGUGUUCAUCCACCAACCGCGAGCACUGACUGAGGGCAAGGAGUGGAGGGCUACACCCGUCAGCGUGGGGGCUGAUGGGGGUUUGAGUUAACAAAGUUCAUUAUGUUCAAAGUUUGACAGAUUGGGUAUCUGAGUUGAAUAAAGCAUCUGGAA
Doryrhamphus excisus (bluestripe pipefish) is the source of this 1454-nucleotide messenger RNA. RefSeq names its product linkage group 6 C7orf25 homolog (gene lg6h7orf25). The record is from RefSeq and is a predicted model, not a curated record. NCBI's taxonomy places the organism in Eukaryota, Metazoa, Chordata, Actinopteri, Syngnathiformes, Syngnathidae.